Odobenus rosmarus divergens (Pacific walrus) is the source of this 435-nucleotide messenger RNA. RefSeq names its product mitochondrial inner membrane protease subunit 2-like. Lineage: Eukaryota; Metazoa; Chordata; Mammalia; Carnivora; Odobenidae. The transcript is spliced from 3 exons. Bases 1 to 435 code for a protein of 144 amino acids. The record is from RefSeq and is a predicted model, not a curated record.
AUGGGGAAACUCUAUGAAACAGCUAAUCUAAUUGUUGACUAUGCCAUGCAUUGGGGCAAAUCAGAAAAUCAAUCAUAUUCUACCAGUUCCCGGCUUCUGCCUUGUUACACAUCAGAUGAAAGUCUUGACAAUCAGUCUAAUAAGAAAACAUUACAUCCAGAAUUUAGCAAGAAAGCAAAUGACUUGCUUAUGAUAGACAUCUGGAGCAACAGAACCAUUGGCCACAAAAACCGGUAUGUCAAAGUUCCCCGGGGUCACAUCUGGGUUGAAGGUGAUCAUCAUGGACACAGUUUUGACAGUAAUUCUUUUGGGCCGGUUUCCCUAGGACUUCUACAUGCCCAUGCUACACACAUCCUGUGGCCUCCAGAGCGCUGGCAGAAAUUGGAAUCUGCUCUUCCUCCAGAGCGCCUGCCAGUUCAGAGAGAAGAGGAAUGA